This is a messenger RNA of Amborella trichopoda, 1705 nucleotides long. The record is from RefSeq and is a predicted model, not a curated record. Lineage: Eukaryota; Viridiplantae; Streptophyta; Magnoliopsida; Amborellales; Amborellaceae.
UAAAGAUAUUUGUGCAAAAUUUAUGAGAGGGGCACCUAUACGACUGCACUAGUUUUCUUCCCAAAAUAAUAAUUAUCCUCUCUCCACAGGGAAUACACGUUCCUGAAAUUUGCGGCGCAUACUAUGCUCUUUCUCUCUCUAAAAUCUAAGCAUUAUCCGCCCUUUGUAUUUCUAGAAAAUGAAAUAAAAAAGGAAAAACCACCGAAAAUUAUCCUCUCUUUUAUUCGAUGCCCUAGUUUCUGUUCUCCGAAUCCCGCAAAAUAGGCCAUCGACUUCUGAAUAAUUCGCAAUCUCGACAUCUUUGAGUUUUCUUGGGCGCCAAAAUUUUCCGGCGAGUUUUGCUGGAAUCUGACGGGAAUUUGCCGGAAACCCAAAUUCCAGCCGCUUCUGUGCCGUGAAAAGGUGAACAAACAGAAGGCUUUGCUUCUACUUCAUUUUUUUCGGCGAUUGUUUUUUUUGACAAUAUUUUUCCUGGGAAUUUUGCACGUCCAUGGGAGGUUCUUUCGAAUUUUUUAUGCUUCUUGUUCUCUGAUGGACCACAAGAACUUCUAUAGUAGCGGGUUGCAUUCUUAGUGGUAACUAUUCUAUUCAGAACCCUGGUUAACUUGUUCCCUAUAACAUGCCAUGGGAACAGGUUCUGACCUAUCCAAACAAAACGGCAAGGGGGUUAAAAGAACGGGACACUGCUCUGGAACUAUGAGGAUCCCUCUAAUGACAUUACAUCGAGGAGGAGCCUUGCCCGAUAUGGAGUCGCAAAUUCAUUAUUUGGAGACGGAGGCAUAUAGUGCUGUUUUGAAGGCUUUCAUUGCUCAGUCUGAUUCUCUCUCAUGGGGAAAAGAAGGGCUUAUAACUGAGCUGAGGAGGGAACUCAGGGUUUCAGAUGUUGAACACAGAGAACUCCUUGGGAGAAUCGAUUCAGAUGAGACUAUUAGGAGGAUAAGGGAUUGGCGUGAAGGUGGUACCAAGGAGCCUGGUGCGCUAGGGCAAAGGGUUACAUUCAAGAAGAGACCUGCAUCAUCUUCCGCAGAACAACUUCACCAAACUCAGUCUUUGAUGCUUACUGAUCCUUCCCAUCGUGGAGCUAUUCCUUCUCCAUUUACCGUACCUGAUGUGAAGAACGGGAGACAUGGGGGUGACAUGGUCCUUAAAAGGCACGAUAGGAUCGAGAUACGUCAGACUGAUAGGCUUAUCUAUGAGAUCGAGAGGGUGUGUGGAGUAGCUAAUCCUGAUCCAGUUCAAGUAGAGAAGGCAAAGUUGAUCCUCAGGGAACAUGAGCUCUCACUUCUUGCAGCAAUCGCCAAACUCGAUGAUCUGUCGGAUGGGGUUAACACGCCCGGCCGAGGUCCAGCUAACCAAGAAGAAGAAGAGGAUGGAGAUGAAGAAGGCUCAUGACAUCUUGGAAAUGCAAGCAGUGCUCUCACUAAUUCUCUCUCUUGCUAAUCCUUCUGAUCUAACCAUUGGUUGAUGUAGAAAUGUGCUAGUGUUAACGGUUGCUGUAGGGGAAAUGGGAAACAUACUCCAUAAUUAUUUUUUGGGGGUUUGGUGUACAGGAGUAUAUAGCUUACAUCUGCUGUUUAUUAUCGUGGCACGGUUUGAUCGGUUUGUUUAUCAUGGUUUUGGGGAUUUUUCAUUAGAAUUUUGUUGUACAGGGAUUGUCUUUUGUUCAUGCUGAAUGUCACCAUGGGUAGUUAUCAGUUUCUUUUAA